This is a messenger RNA of Necator americanus (New World hookworm), 237 nucleotides long. RefSeq lists its product as uncharacterized. The record is from RefSeq and is a predicted model, not a curated record. Bases 1 to 237 code for a protein of 78 amino acids. The transcript is spliced from 3 exons. Lineage: Eukaryota; Metazoa; Nematoda; Chromadorea; Rhabditida; Ancylostomatidae.
AUGACUCGUGCCAGAAACAGAACUACAAGAAGAAACCAGCCGGAUCCCACACUUGGCAAAGAGCUUCGAGCACAAAUCCGUGAUCGACUGAAAUUUAUGCACCAGCUGGAAGCCGCCUUAGAGGAGGAGACCGAUCCUGAUCAUGUCGCUGCUCUGAAAGAUAUUAUGAAGGUGAAUAUCAGGGAAGCGGAACAUCUUUGUAUGAGACAUGAGAGAUGGAAAGCGUCGCGUAGAUGA